Aphis gossypii (cotton aphid) is the source of this 922-nucleotide messenger RNA. RefSeq lists its product as uncharacterized. The transcript has 5 exons. NCBI's taxonomy places the organism in Eukaryota, Metazoa, Arthropoda, Insecta, Hemiptera, Aphididae. The coding region runs from base 7 to 528 and encodes 173 amino acids. The record is from RefSeq and is a predicted model, not a curated record.
UAUUUGAUGUAUAUAUUAUUCGGUUUUCCUCCAAAAUCACAGGUUAUAAGUGAUUUUGUUAGCAGUUGGAUUCGAGUCACACAUCCCCUUGUAAAUGCAAUUUAUACUGAUGAUGGAAAACAACAAUUAAAGCCCUUCAAAUUUACGAUAAAUGACUUUGAUGCUUACAACAUGAAACGGGAGCGAUGGUAUCUAUCUACUCUUGGGCAGGCCUUUACACCAGACGAACAAACACUUGCUGAUAUGGACCGCGUUUUUAACAAAUUGUGCGUGACUGGAUAUCAACCACCACCUUCUCGCUGGAACGAAAAUAAUUAUCACAGCCGCCGGGAGUCGGCACUCGGCAGUCCGUUCUGUACUGUCAAUGCUGAAAAUAAUAUUUUAUUAUAUGGAAUAGCGAUACCGCGGACAGCAGAGCACCGACAUAUUUUUUCAAUGUUUUCAAUACAAUUCAAGAAGGUAAAGAAGAGACCUCGGCCGCCGCUGGUGUCCACCGUACAGUCAAGGUUAAGAUGGUUAUUGAUGUAACUAAAAUCAGAACUAGCAACACUGGCCAAUACGUACACUCAGAGCGUUAGUUGAGCGUAUGGUCACGCCAAACCAAACUACAAAAUUAUUAUUUUACUAUCACAAAACACUUACUUGUGGUACCGGGACAUAUUAUGACAACCCUAAAUUGUUGAGGCUCAAAGUUAUAAAUAAUCCAGACGUCGAGUAUGAAUAUAUAAAUCAAAAUAAAAGUAUUAAACACAUGAUGAUAAUAUGUUGCCCAUUUUGUUAUGUACAAUUUAUUUUUGAAAAUAGUUUUAUGUUACAUAUAAGAAAUAUACAUUUUCCAAAACCAAAAAAACAAAUUCAGUCAACCACAGCAGUCAAUGAUGUAAAACCUAAUUUAAAUAAAUUAUUAUUACUUUUAUAAUAA